ACUGCAAAGAGUCCGCAGGACAACACAUGUGGUAAAAGAAGAAAAAUAGCUAAAGACAUGUCCCUUUAUUGUUUAAAGUAUGAUUAAAACAUUUUGUAUGAAUGCCAUUAUUUUGGUAGUAAAUAAAUCAAAAACAGUUGCCAGUAAAAGGGCAACAACUAAAGGAACAAAAACACUAGUAACAAGGAUACCCACCUACAAAACUACUACAACUUAUCGUCGUAGGCACUACUACCAGCAGCAAUACUAUCACAAAGACAAGAGCAACACCAACACCAGUAAAUAUAUAAAGUAUUGUUUUUAUGUUUUUUUUAACACAAAACAUAACCACAUUAAUAUAUUCAACUGGAAUAAAGGAAUCAGAGUGUAACUGAGCAGAAACAUUGGCUGCCAUCAUACGUUGCAAAAAUAUAUUUUAAAAAUAGAUAGCCUAAAGCAGCACGCCUUCUACGACAUCAACGAUAAGGACACCAACACAAAAAAGUAGAAUAAAAUAAAGAACAGGAAUCAGAGGAAAAGACAUUACAUACACACAUUCUCUCUCUGACGUUUCCAUUGUGAUAUCAUAAUAAUGUCCAGCCAUUCGGGGACAAUUGGCCGCAAACGUGGUGGCAGUGGUAGUGGCGGAAGUGAAUAUUAUUUUAGUGGCGGCGAACAUGCCAUACGACGUCAACGUUCAGCUGAAUGGCACAGCAGACAUGCUUACAACAGCAGCAGUGAGGAUGAAUAUCAGAAUACGGGUCAAGCAUCAGCAUUCGAUACGCAAUUGUUGGCACAGCUGUUAUUGCAAAGUCAGCAAUUGGCAAAUCUCGAUCGUUAUAAUUCUGACUUUGAAAAUGAAGAACACUUAUCUUCACGACUGAAUGAAUAUCCCUCCUCAUCGAAUCGUGAUGCCUCAUUAAAUGCCAAUGCCGCCAGCCAAUCCUAUUUACAGCAUCUACAGCAGCAAGAGAGCACCGAACUGUGUUCACCGCUGAAACAAACACCAACUGCCAAUUUGCAUACGCCCACAACUGUAACCACAACCACAACUGCCAAUAAUAAAUUUCUAAAUAAUGCCAAUUUAGGGUUUCUACCCUCAACAACUCGCAGUACAAAUCCAUUUCUUAAUUCCAAAUAUGAUUCACAAUCAAAUUCUGACUCACUUAGUGAUCGCAUAUCGUUUUCGGGUAGUUCGGCUAUACUGGAUCGUUUGCAAACCGCCAAUGACUUUGCAGCGGUAACAAAUCCCACAACCGUUCAAUCCGUUAUGAAUAAUGCAUUCUUAAUGCCCGCUAGUUCGACGGCGAAUAGUUUAAAUCCGAAUUCAACGCGUUCACAUCGUUCGAAAUCGGGUCGUUCGGGUGGUAAUCGUGGUGCCAGUGGCAUGACUUCAUCUAGCAGUGCUACGUCUUCCAAUAGUAAUGCAACCUUAAAUAAUACACGUAAUGAACGUGAUAAAUUUAAGUUGCAGCAACUCCAAAUGGAAUUGCGUGAAUAUUCAGAAUCGAACAUAGAAAGCUCAAAUGCUUCCAUAUUAAAUGGGGUUGGUGUGACUGGUGUCGGUGGUGAAUUGGAUGAGUUGCAUAUAUCGGAUGGUGAAAACACUGAACCACCACCAGAGCCAGCACCACCAGAAAUUCCACCACGUACUCAGUCGCUUUUAAUGUCGCUGCGCAAACAUUCGGAGUAUAAAUUGAAAUAUGAGGAAAAAGGCGACCAAAAACAUGAGGAAUUUAUACCAACAAGUCAAUUGCAACAGUUACAACAACAGCCGCAAGUUCUUCAGCAGCAAAAGGAUUAUUUAAUUGCUGAUGCAACAGUACGUUGCAGUGAAAGUCAAUCUAAGUCAAUUGCAUCCAACAGUGAUACGCAGAGUCAGCAGGGAUUGGGUCCUAUGCCACAACACCAACAACAAAUGCCACAAAGUAUGUCAACGGGUAAUAAUACGAUUGGCGGUCACGGUGGUCAUGAUCGUGGCGGUGGUGGUGGCGGUAUACCAGGUGGUAGUAUACCCGGUACUAUGAAUGGUCCCAAUGGUCCCCACUGUCAGAUGAGCGGUUCACAGCCGUUGGUUAUGCCACAAUUUCCAUUGCGUAAUUCACACUCAGCGCAUGCACCACAUUAUUCACCAUACUCACCUUCCAGGUUUCACAUAGAUAAACGUUGUCAACAUCGUUGUUCCUGGAAAUGUUUGAGUAUCGCCUUAAUUUUAAUAUCAGUCGUCCUAACAGCCAUGUUGGCAUAUUUUGCAGCUGUAAGCUCUAUGAAACCCAACAUGGAUACAACAAAUUGCAUCCUAGUCCAAGAUGUUAAGUCGCAACCACAUGAUUUACAUGGCAAUACAAAAACAAAUCUACUUAAUGGCAAUAGUUUACAACCCACAGCAUACCCAACAGAAGAAUCAAUACAAACCAGUACCUCGGAUCACAGUUCCAGUACUAAUGGUGGCGGUGGUGGUUUUCAAAAUUUGGCACCCUCUUUGCAAUUGCAACAUCAACAGCAGCUGUUGUUGCAACAACAACAGCCACAUACCAUUAAUCAACAAUUGAAUUUGGGCAUUAAUACAAACAUUGGCGGUAGUGGUGGCAUAGGCAUGGGUAUGGGUGCUGGUCUAAUGGGUCAAGAUGCCACCUCCCAUCUGCAGGACCAAUCGUAUACGGCACAGCAACAACAGCAAUUGAAUCAUCAUCAUCAGCCGUUGCUUAAGUGGCCACAAGUUGUCGAACUAAAGGAUUUCAAUGAACUGUAUCAUGCCAAUAUACCAGCUUAUCAAUUCUGGACUUUGGAAUUCCGUAAUAAACAUCCCGCCUUUGUGCGCUUCAAUUUUACAUUGCCGUGGGGUGCCAACUUUGCUGUUUAUUCGCGACGCAAUGUUGCACCAUCGGUAACACAAUACGAUUUUGUUGAAUUUAUUAAAGGUGGUCGUUUGGACAGUCAUUUAAGGCAUAGACGCAGUGUCAUUGCUAAUGACACUCAAUAUCGUCGCAAAAAUAUGGAAGAUACUGGUGAUAUAUUACUCGAUAUGUCUGCCGAGCAAUUGCAACGUUUGUCUGCCAACGAUAUGGCCUACAUGGCGACGCGACAUUACUUUAAUGACAUGGACAAUGAUAACAAUAAUAACGACGAUAUGGAUGAUAUUGAAGCCGCUGAGGGCGACGAUGAUGAAGAGGAUGUGGAUAAUGAGGAUAAUGAUUCAGUGGAUUCAUCAUUUGAAUAUACAGGAGAUAUUGAAACACCCUUAGAUACCGCCAAACAUAUAAGAUAUCGCCAGCAACAACAGCAACAAAGACGUAGAAAACGUUCAGCGGCUGGCAUGGAUGGUGGUUUGCCAGCCUUAGAUAUGGAUACUAUGAUGGUGAAUGUUUCGCUGUUGCAAUAUUUAGAUACUGGUCUUUGGUUUAUUUCGGUUUACAAUGAUGAAUUAGUCUCACACUCGGCCACUUUAAUUGUGGAGGAGGCAGAAGGCGUUAGCACCACUUGUCCCAAUGAUUGCUCCGGUCGUGGUAGUUGUUAUUUGGGCAAAUGUGAUUGUAUUGAUGGCUAUCAAGGUUCAGAUUGUUCAAAAAGCGUCUGUCCAGUUUUAUGCUCAGCUCAUGGUCACUACGGCGGUGGUGUGUGUCAUUGUGAGGAGGGUUGGAAGGGUUCGGAAUGUGAUAUACCUGUAGGUGAAUGUGAAGUACCAAAUUGUUCGAGUCAUGGUCGUUGCAUUGAAGGUGAAUGCCAUUGUGAACGUGGCUGGAAGGGACCUUUUUGUGAUCAACAUGAUUGUUUAGACCCCUUGUGUUCGAGUCAUGGCACCUGUGUGGCUGGUCAAUGUUAUUGUAAGGCUGGCUGGCAGGGUGAAGAUUGUGGUACCAUUGAUCAGCAAGUUUAUCAAUGUUUACCCGGAUGCUCAGAGCAUGGUACAUACGAUUUAGAGACAGGUCAAUGUGUUUGUGAAAGACAUUGGACAGGACCAGAUUGUUCACAAGCUGUCUGCAGUUUAGAUUGCGGUCCCAAUGGUGUUUGUGAAUCUGGCAAAUGUCGCUGUAAUCCCGGCUGGACUGGAAAUCUUUGCGAUCAAUUGCCCUGUGAUGCCAGAUGCUCCGAACAUGGCCAAUGUAAAAAUGGCACAUGUGUGUGCUCACAAGGAUGGAAUGGCAGACAUUGCACAUUGCCUGGUUGUGAAAAUGGUUGCUCACGUCAUGGUCAAUGCACUUUGGAAAAUGGCGAAUAUCGUUGUGAUUGUAUUGAAGGUUGGGCUGGUACAGAUUGUUCAAUUGCAUUGGAAAUGAAUUGCAAGGAUAAUAUUGAUAAUGAUGGUGAUGGUAUGACAGAUUGUUCGGACAGUGAAUGUUGCUCACAUCCGGCUUGUUCGGAACACAUUAUGUGCCUGUCAUCUAAUGAUCCCGUCGAAGUGCUGUUGCGCAAACAACCACCCUCGGUAACAGCAUCAUUCUAUCAACGUGUCAAAUUUUUGAUUGAAGAGAAUUCUGUACAAUCGUAUGCCCAUAUGGAUGAAUACAGUGAAAAUCUCUUCUGGAGCUCAUUUACACCUUGCCGUGUAUCGGUAAUGCGUGGUCAAGUGAUAACUCCUCAAGGUUUGGGUAUUGUUGGCAUACGAGUAUCUGUGGAUAGAGAUUCAAGAUUUGGAUUUACUUUGACACGGCAAGGAGGGUGGUUUGAUGUCCUAGUUAACGGUGGUGGUGCUGUGACAUUACAAUUUCAACGUUCACCGUUCCGUCCCUUAACACGUACCGUAUUUGUGCCCUGGAAUCGUAUUGUGGUCUUGCCACCCGUGCAAAUGCAGUUAAGCGAUGAUGAUGAAAGUGCCAGCAGAAAUAUAAAAGUGGCACCUUUAAAUCCCGCCUUAACCUUCCUCAAUUCGAUUUUGUAUCACUUCAACGAUGAGCCUAUCAGUGAUGCUCAUAAAAUCUGUAUGGAACAUGAUCAUGAAGAAUUAAAACCACAAUUAAUUAGCACAUGGAUGCCAAAUGGCAUAGGAGCAAUGUCGGGUAAACGUGUUAUAUUUGCCGAGACACAGAUCGUUCAAGAAUCUAUCCAAAUCCCCGGUUCCGAUCUUCAUCUGACCUAUCAAUCUUCGCAAGCUUCUGGUUAUCUCAGCAUUGUGCGCAUGCGUUUGACAUCAGAGAAAAUACCCAAAACUUUAACACACGUACAUGUGGGUGUUGAAAUCGAAGGUUCUCUACAUGUGAAAACCUAUGAAGCUGAUCCCAAUCUUAUACACACUUUCGCCUGGAACAAACGUAAUGUCUAUAGACAAAAAGUUUACGGAGUCACCAUUGCACGCAUCUCUGUGGGUUAUCAACAUUCGACAUGUGAUACCCCAGUAUGGAUUACCCAAACCGCCAAACUACAAGGUUAUGAUGUGGAUAUUUCCGAUAUUGGUGGUUGGGGUUUGGAUAUCCAUCAUCACUACAACUUCCAUGAGGGUAUAUUACAAAAGGGUGACGGUAGUACUUUACAUAUGAAGGAGUAUCCUCGCACCGUAAAGGUAGUAAUGGGUACUGGUCUACAGAGACCUUUGAAUUGUCCAGAUCAUUGUAAUGGUAUUGCCAAGGAUGCUAAGCUGUUAACCCCAAUAGCUUUAGCUUCAGGUCCCGAUGGUAGUUUGUAUGUAGGAGAUUUUAAUCUAGUGCGACGCAUUACCCCCGAUGGCAAGGUUUAUACCAUCUUACAAUUGUCGGCUACACAAGUGUCUUAUCAAUAUUAUUUGGCAGUAUCACCGGCUGAUGGUCAUUUGUAUAUCUCAGAUCCCGAAAGACAUCAGAUACUACGUUUACUUAGAUUGGAAAAAGUUAAAGAUCCUUCAAUUAACAGUGAACCAGUGGUGGGUUCUGGACAACGUUGUAUACCCGGUGAUGAGGGUAAUUGUGGAGAUGGUGGUCCAGCUUUACAGGCUAGACUUUCACAUCCUAAAGGUUUGGCUAUAGCUGCUGAUAGGACCAUGUACAUAGCGGAUGGUACCAAUAUUAGGGCUGUCGAUCCUAAGGGUAUUAUUCACACCUUAAUAGGUCAUCAUGGACAUCAUAAUCACUGGAGUCCUGCCCCUUGCUCGGGCACUUUGAUGGCUAAUCAGGCUCAAUUGCAAUGGCCAACUGGUUUAGCUUUAAGUCCUCUCGAUGGUUCUUUACAUUUCAUAGAUGAUCGUUUGGUCUUACGUUUAACAUCUGACAUGAAGAUACGUGUGGUGGCUGGUACUCCACUACACUGCAGCAACAGUGGUCAGGAUAAGGCCAAUAAAACGACAGACAAUGUUUUGGGUACAGUGUUGGCCAUGGCUUUCUCACCAUUUGGUGACUUGUAUAUAGCUGACAGUGACUCGAGACGUGUUAAUUCCAUAAGAGUGGUAGAUACUUCCGGUAAUAUGAGAUACUUUGCAGGAAAACAAGAAAAUGCUGGAGCCUUAACAUGUGACUGCACAAAUGGUGCUGGCCUCAAUGCUUCAACAUCCGGCUUAAAUUCUAACAUUGGCUCAUCCCAUGGCUCAAUUGGUGGUGGUAGUGUUGGUGCCUAUUCUACAACAACAAAUCCUACACGUAAUAAUGGUGGCACAACUCCCACAACACCAUCGGGUAGUAAUGGAUUCAACGGAAACGGAAAUGGCGGUUUCAAUGGCAACAGUGCGUCGUCCUCAUCAUCGUCUGCUUCGAACUCAGCCAACAUGGCUGGUGGGUGUAUUUGUUCACCAUCCUCACCCUCUGGAUUAGCUGGUAUUGUAUCGGGUAAUCUUAUGUCUACGGGACCUACGACAACAACCACCGUUCUAUUGGGUGCUAAAACAACAACAGCUGGUGGUUUAGGCUCUACUUUGGGUUCGGCUGGCACAAUGAACGAUGAUGGCACGUUGAGUAAUGCUGAAACACUAUUGUCAUCAAAUGCACGUUUUCAGGCAAUUUCAGCAAUUGCGGUUGCCCAGGAUGGCGUUAUUAAUGUGGCUGAUCAAGGUUCUCUACAUGUCUUGGCUUUGGAACACUAUCUACCCUCACACGAUGAAAAUGGUGAAUUCCAUAUACCAUAUCCACCAACCAGUGAGGUUUAUGUCUUCAAUCGUUAUGGACAACAUGUGGCUACCAAAGAUUUGGCCUCAGGCAAAACACGCUAUAGUUUCCUAUAUUCCAAAAAUACCUCAUUUGGUCGCUUAUCAACAGUAACAGAUGCUUCCGGCAAUAAGAUACAAUUCCUAAGAGACUACAGCAAUGUUGUAAGCUCGAUCGAAAAUACACAAGAUCAUAAGUCAGAUAUACAAAUCAAUGGUAUUGGCAUAAUGACCAAAUUGACAGAAAAGGGCAGACAAGAAAUUGAAUUAGACUAUGACAGUAAUACUGGUCUACUGAACUCUAGAUCAUCGGGUGGUGAAACCUACAUCUAUCAAUAUGAUGAAUUUGGUCGUGUUACUGGUAUGAUUUUGCCAAGUGGUGAAAUUGUUAGAAUCACCUCACAAUUGGCUGAUAACAAGGGCUUGACCGUUUAUGUUCAUGCUUCGGUGGAGUCUUUGUUCUCACGCGAGAAGGGAGAUACUAAUGAAUUAUUAGUCUUGGGUGGUGUGAGAUCUACUUUCAUGAAGAAGGGUCAAGAGAAUGCUAAUGCUGAAAUAAAGCCCAACAACACCUUAGUCAUACAUAGUUCAAAUGGCGUCAUAGUGGAAUCUUCAGCUGUAGCCCGUCAUCCAUUACUAGAAGCCGCUCUACCUGUAGAAGCAGAAAUGUUAGCCAUGUGGUCUCAUCAAAGUGUUACCAUGGGUGAAGGUUUAACCAACAAUAUGUAUUCCGUUUACAAUUUGGUGGGAGAUGUACGCAAUCCUCAACAAACAUUGAAUAGAGAAAUAUGGGUUAAUCAAUCGAGAGUUAUUGGUGUAGAAUUUGAUCAGUUUACUAAUCGAGAAACCUUCUAUGAUAUGAACCGCACUCCUAUUUUGAUAGUGGCCUACGAUCAGUCGGGUUUGCCUAAAUCAUACUACCCUACCAAUGGUUAUCCUGUUAAUAUGACUUAUGAUCGUUUCAAUCGUAUUGAGGGAUGGGCUUGGGGUCCUGCUGAAUUGAAAUAUUCCUAUGACAGACAUGGUUUACUCUCGGAAAUUACCUCACAACAAGAUGGUAUUAUUUCGUUUGUUUAUAAUGACUGGAAUUUGGUAUCCGAAAUUGGUUUGGCUUCACAGCGCAAAUUUGUUUUGCAAUAUGAUGAAUCAGGAGGCUUGAGACAUGUUACUUUACCUUCCGGUACUAAACAUUCCUUCAGUAUGCAGACUUCCAUUGGUUUCAUCAGAAAUACAUAUACUCCUCCUGGUAGUACUAAACCUUAUCUACAACAUUAUAGUCAUUCGGGUGCUUUGCUGCAGACCAUAUUCCCUGGUGAUGGUGCUCGUAUUGUUUAUCGUUAUAAUGCUGCUGGUCAGUUGACGGAAAUUGUCCAUGGUGAUGGUAAAAGUGAGUUUAUUUAUAAUGAGGCUACCGCUAUGCCUUCUACGGUAUCUCACACUGAACGAGAAUUGGAAUAUAGAUGGGACUUUGAAUAUACCGGAGGUUUAUUGAGCGAAGAACGCAUUGAUUUUAUAGCCAAGACUGGUUUAAGUAAUGCCAAGUUUACCUAUGAAUAUGACACCGAUUUCCGUGUUAUUUCUAUACAAGGACGCAUUGGUGGCCAAAACUUGCCAGCACAAAACUUUGCUUAUGAUAUGCGCACUGGUCAACCCAGCAUGAUUGGCCAGUUCAAACUCAUGCAUCCUUUGUUGAAUCAAACUCAAGUUUAUGAUGGCACUGCCAGUUUUACACGCACUGUCGAUGGCCGUUUCAUGACACAGAAAGUCACCUUGGCCAUACAUCGUUUGGAAGUCUUUCGCAUGGAAUAUUCAUUUGGUGUCCACGGACGCAUAACUCAGACUAGAACCUACACCAGAAAUAUGGCUGUCAAUACCUAUACAAAUGUCAAGAAUUAUACCUGGGAUUGUGAUGGUCAACUGAUAGGAGUAGAGGCUCAAGAACCUUGGGGCUUCCGUUAUGAUGACAAUGGUAAUUUAUUGUCGUUAACUUAUCGCGGUAAUACCAUACCCAUGGAAUACAACAACCAAGAUCGUAUCGUCAAGUUUGGUGAGGGUCAAUAUAAAUAUGAUACCCGAGGUCUAGUGGCUCAAAAUGCUCGAGAAGAGAGGUUCUACUAUAAUACACAAGGUUUGCUGGUUCGAGCCACCAAGAGAGGACGUUUCGAUGUGCGCUACUACUAUGAUCAUUUGAAACGUUUGGCCACACGUAAAGAUAACUUUGGCAAUGUUACACAAUUCUUCUAUAAUAAUCAACAAAGACCCUAUGAAGUUUCCCAAAUCUAUUCACCCAGAGAUGGCAAAUUAAUGUCUUUAACUUAUGAUGAUGUGGGUCAUUUAAUUUAUGCCCAGGUUUAUAGACACAAAUACUAUGUAGCUACCGAUCAAAGUGGUACUCCUAUCAUGAUCUUCAAUCAAUAUGGAGAAGGUAUCAGAGAAAUUAUGCGUUCACCAUUUGGCCAUAUAGUCUACGAUUCCAAUCCCUAUUUGUAUUUGCCUAUAGAUUUUUGUGGCGGAAUACUGGAUCAAGUGACCACCUUAGUGCAUAUGGCAGAUGGUCGUGUUUAUGAUCCCUUAAUAGGCCAAUGGAUGACUCCCAAUUGGGAAAAUGUUAAAGAACGUAUAACUACUCCCACCAAAAUGCAUUUGUACAGAUUUAAUGGCAAUGAUCCCAUCAAUGUGGGUCAUGAUCGCAAUUAUCCCGCCACCUUCAAAGAUUGGAUGAAAACCAUAGGUUUCAAUGUGGAAAAUUUGGUGCCUCAGCUAAGUCGCAAUCUAUGGGAGCAACCUUCAUUAUGGGGUAGAGCGCCCUAUAAUCCUAUAGCAUUGGACCUUAAGAAACCCAUGUAUAAUGUACCCACCAUGGCAGUAGAAAGUGGUUUCUUAGCUCAUUUGAAUAUACGCCGUAUGUCUAACUUUGAGGACUUGAAUUCACCGCCCAAAUCAGCUUUGAAAUACGAUGUUAUGACUCCAGGACCGAGAAAUAUAGGUUCUGAUACAGAACCUCCUUUUGGAAAGGGAAUUGUGGUGUCUAGAACUGCAGAUGGUCAAGCCAUAGUAUCCAGUGUGCCAGCAGCAAAUGCAAUCUAUAGAGAUGUUUAUACCUCUGUCUUUAAUAGAUCCAAAUUGCUACCGUUUACCUUUGUGGUUCAUAAUGCCCAACAAGAUUCCUUCUUCUUUGUUAAGGAAGAACUUUGGCGAGCCAGUGAAGAUCGCCAGCAACUAAAACGUUUGCAGGGACAAGUCAAUACCACUUUCCAUGAAAUCACAAGAGAAAAUGGCAGUGGCACCAACUAUCUAGAUGUGAAAAUCCAUGGUCUGCAUGCCAUUAUUAAUUUACGCUAUGGCACUACUGUUGAGAAAGAGAAGCAAAGACUUAUGCAUCAUGCUAAACUGACAGCAGUGCGUAAAGCUUGGCAUAGAGAGAAGGAAGCCUUAAAAACUGGACUAAAUACAGAAAUUGAAUGGAGUCAGCAAGAGAUUGACGAAAUCCUAAAACAAAACUAUGCCAAUAACUAUGAAGGAGAAUACAUACACGAUGUGACUCUUUAUCCAGAACUAGCCGAAGAUCCUUAUAAUAUAAAAUUCGUAAAAAGAAAAGGAGCAACCGGAGGAGCAGCCGGUGUACCCAAUGCACGCAAACGCAGAAGAAGAAGUAUACUUAAAGAUGAUGAAGAUAUAACAAUUAUUAAAACAGAAAUCAAACAAUUAAAACAGACGUCAACACAUGAUAAUGAUGAUAACGUGGAAAAUGUUAAACAACAAUCACAAUCAACAAGUGAGGCAGACAAGGAAAAACAACAGAAAAACACUAGUAAAGGUGUUGUGGCAACAUCAAAUACAUAUGAAUGCUCGCAACACCAUAAAUGUUAGCUUAAAUUUUAAAACUUUAUAUUAUAAAACUAUAAACAAAAAAACCUAAAAAAAAUCACAAAAAUAAUUUUGUUAUAAAUAUAAUAAUAAAACAAGAAAAAUCCUUUAAAAUUAGUUAAGUUUUCAAAAUGAAAUGAAGCAAAACAAAAAACCAACACAAUGAUUAAUUUAUAAUUUUCUAAUUAUAAUCUAUAAUCUAAAAAAAAAAAAGAAACCAAGGGGAAGCUCUUAAUACAUAAGGAAGACGAUAAUGAUACUGAUGAAAAAAGAUGACAGAAAUAUCCUUAAAAAUUUAUAAAUAUUUAUGGUUUUUAUUUAAAUUAAGUUUUAAUUUCUAUCUGUGUAUAGUAGUGAAUAAAUAAUUAUGUAAUAUUAAUAUUAUAUAGUAAUAUAUAAAUAUAAAUUAUAAAUAUAAUAUAUAAAACAAAAAAAUAUUUAUUUACCCUUUAAACAAAACAAGAAUUUAGCGAUUAAGUAAUUUAGUUAUUAGUAAUAAUAAUAAAUUAAAAAAAAUAAAAAAUAAAUAAACUAAAUAUUAUUUAUAAGUAUAAAACUCUUGAUAUAAACUUUAAGACAGAUGAGCAAAGUAAAACCCAUUAAAUAUUAAAGUUUCGAUUUGUUUUUCUUUUUCUUCUUUCAAGUAAAACAAAGAAGAUAUAAGAAAAAUAAAUUAUUAUUAAGUAAUAGCAGUGAUUAUUAGUAUCUAGUUUAUUUUUGUAAUUUUUUUCUCUCCUAUUUUGUAUGUAUAUUGUAAAUGUAUUUUAAAAAUUUUUGUUAUAAAAUUAAAAGAAAAGACUUUUUUCCAAAAUCAAAAUAUAAACGUUUUUAUUUUUAUUCUAUUUUUCUAAUUGGUAAUAAAAGAAAUAAAGCAAUCAUGGCACUUGAUAUAGGUGAAUGACUUGCUUGAUUUGUAGUUUUAUAUCAGCACUGAUUAUUAAACUCUCUAUUCUAUUAUGAGCUUAAUAGAAUAUUCUGAUUAGUUUAUUUUAAAAACGAUUAAAAAUUAAACUUAUAUUUGCAAUUUAGAUAGGAAAAGAACAAAGCUUUCUAAUUAUAUAUAAUUUUUUUAGUCAGUUUUCAUUUUUUUCUAUUAUGAGGUUAGUUUUUACAACUUUUUCUCUUGAGUCAUAAACAUUUCAUUAAAAAUUUCUAAAGAAUGUUUUAUUGUGAAUAAGAGUAGUUAUUAAUUAUUUAACUGAAUUAACUAAUAAUUAUAAAGGAUAUUAAGCUUUUUUAUAACCUUUUCACAGAUUCUAUUAUAAUGGAGUUUUUGCUAUAUUUUGCAGCAUAGUUUUAGGCGCUUUAUUUAAAAAUAUUUGACAAAUUAGUUGAUGUAUCUUUUUGAAUAAGUUUAAGCAUUUGAAUUUGAAGGGAAUACAGUUUUUAGAAUUGUACAAAUUUGGUACGUUGUUUCGGAAAUUGUAGGAAAAUGUAGUUGUUAAUGGACAUUCUUUAGAAGGACCCUAAUCAACAUAUUAUGGUAAAUCUAAAAAAUUGAUUGAAAAAUUGCAAAAAUUCCAGAUUUUUUUAUUUAAAAAAGUUUGAUUUCUGAAAACUUAUAUUGUUGUCUUUUAGGCUGCUAACUAGUUGUUUAAAUUGUUGCAUACUUAUGACUUUCAAGUGUCACAUAAUGACGAAAAAUGUAUUGCUGUCAUUUAGGUUAUUAACACUAUUAUAUUGACAUCAUAUAAAAGGCCUUCAUUUUAGAUGAAAAAAAAAAAACAGAUUUGCUAAACUAAAUAUACUCUCUUAUCAUUUUAGUGUUUAGCAGAAAAAAAACAUUUAAUUUUAUAUAAAUAUUAACUGGCAAAAAAGGCACAAUACGAGUUCUUGUAAAAAAUGCUAUUUUCCGGAAAUUAAUAUUGCUCUUGUUUAGGCGGACAUUUAAUAAUUUAAAAUGCUGUAUAUUUAUGAAUUUCAAAUUGUCAUACAAGAAACAAAUAAAAAUAUAUGGCUGUAUUUAACACAUUGAUAUCAUACAAUUAGAAAUUCUCAUUUCAGAUAACUUUGUUAACUUUUUUAAAUUUACAAAAAUACUAAUAAUUACUGCCAUUACAAUUAAAAAUACAUUUUAGUUGAAACAUACCCAAAUUAAGAAGAACAAAAACAAAAAAACUGAUUAUAAUAAAACGUUUGAAAGCAGAACGUUCUUUUAUUUGUGGUACUCGAGCUUUUUGAGACUGGCGUAGUUUUUAAAAAACACAAUUUAAAAAAUAAA
This is a messenger RNA of Lucilia cuprina (Australian sheep blowfly), 13109 nucleotides long. It is a transcript of the gene Ten-a, whose product is annotated as teneurin-a. Bases 572 to 10891 code for a protein of 3439 amino acids. Gene Ontology annotation, biological process: motor neuron axon guidance. The transcript is spliced from 18 exons. NCBI's taxonomy places the organism in Eukaryota, Metazoa, Arthropoda, Insecta, Diptera, Calliphoridae. The record is from RefSeq and is a predicted model, not a curated record.